GAAUUUCAGGCUUCCGCCAUCUUUCCAGCCUUAGUCGGACGGGCACGGAGACCCUUCUGGAAGGAACGCCGCGAUGGCUGCGCAGGGAGAGCCCCGGGUCCAGUUUAAACUUGUAUUGGUUGGUGACGGUGGUACCGGAAAAGCGACCUUUGUGAAACAUCAUUUGACUGGUGAAUUUGAGAAGUAGUAUGUAGCCACCUUGGGUGCUGAGGCUCAUCCCCUAGUGUUCCACAGUAACAGAGGACCUGUUAAGUUCAGUGUGUGGGACACAGCUGGCCAGGAGACAUUCGGCGGACUGAGGGAUGGCUAUUACAUCCAGGCCCAGUGUGCCAUCCUAAUGUUCGAUGUAACAUCCAGAGUUACUUACAAGAAUGUGCCUAAGUGGCAUAGAGAUCUGGUGCGAGUGUGUGAGAACAUCCCCAUCGUGUUAUGUGGCAACAAAGUGGACAUUAAGGACAGGAAAGUGAAGGCAAAAUCCAUUGUCUUCCACCGAAAGAAGAAUCUUCAGUACUACGACAUUUCUGCCAAAAGUAACUACAACUUUGAAAAGCCCUUCCUCUGGCUUGCUAGGAAGCUCAUUGGAGACCCUAAUUUGGAAUUUGUUGCCAUGCCUGCUCUUGCCCCACCGGAGGUUGUCAUGGACCCAGCUUUGGCAGCGCAGUAUGAGCCCGACUUAGAGGCUGCUCAAACAACUGCUCUCCCGGAUGAGGAUGAUGACCUGUGAGAAUGAAGCAGGAGCCCAGCGUCAGAAGUCUAGUUUUAUAGGCAGCUGUCCUGUGAUGUCAGCGGUGCAGCGUGUGUGCCACCUCAUUAUUAUCUAGCUAAGCGGAACAUGUGCUUCAUCUGUGGGAUGCUGAAGGAGAUGAGUGGGCUUCGGAGUGAAUGUGGCAGUUUAAAAUAUACCUUCAUUGUUUGGACCUGCAUAUUUAGCUGUUUGGAACGCAGUUGAUUCCUUGAGUUUCAGAUAUGAGACUGCUGCAGUCACAUCACAAUAUUCAGUGGUGAAAUCUUGUUUGUUACUGUCAUUCCCAUUCCUUUACAUUUAGAAUCAGAAUAAAGUUGUAUUUCAAAUAUCUAAAAAAAAAA
Molecule: messenger RNA, 1086 nt
Organism: Cebus imitator (Panamanian white-faced capuchin)
Lineage: Eukaryota; Metazoa; Chordata; Mammalia; Primates; Cebidae
Product: GTP-binding nuclear protein Ran-like
Exons: 1
Coding region: 338-724 (128 amino acids)
Biological process (GO): protein import into nucleus; ribosomal subunit export from nucleus
Cellular component (GO): nucleus; cytoplasm
Molecular function (GO): GTP binding; GTPase activity
Source: RefSeq, a predicted model, not a curated record